Molecule: messenger RNA, 7615 nt
Organism: Planococcus citri (citrus mealybug)
Lineage: Eukaryota; Metazoa; Arthropoda; Insecta; Hemiptera; Pseudococcidae
Product: mucin-2-like
Exons: 8
Coding region: 2613-6215 (1200 amino acids)
Source: RefSeq, a predicted model, not a curated record
CAAAUUAUUUUUACAUUGUCUCGAGGUACUCAACUUCAGCAGCGCAUACCUCCAAAGCUAUGAUACUUUGAUCAAAACUGAUUUUACAAUUCGAAAGGGCAUUGCAUUUUGAACUUUUUAAGUAUUUUGACAUUUUCGAAAGCUGAAAGUUGGACUUUCAAAUUGAAAGUUCAAAUUUCAAAAUGGCGCUGCAUAAGUGGAAGCUACCAUUUAGAAUUUUGAAAAAAUGUCCAUGGAUGUGCUUUUUGAUGCUUUUUCGAAAUGCUAAAUUUUCGAGAUGGGAUCUUUUAAUGGAAGAGGAGCACCGAGCACUCCCUCCCUCAAAUUUGGGUGAAACUUAAAAAAAAUCUGGGGCAUGUGAUAUAUCGAAUUGUAUGUUUUUGGUGACGCUGAACACAAAUAUGACGUUAGAUUUUUGAUUGGAACCCAUCAACGGCCCCCAGCACCUCCCCAAAGGGGGUAACAGCCGGAAAAAUGGUUUCAUUCGUGUAACGCAUGAAAUAAUAAUGUUUUUUCGAUAUCGCUGAACACGAAUAUAGCCUUAGUUUUUCAAAUUGACCUCACCCAUGGCCACCAGAACUUCCCCCAAUGGGUUAAAGCCCAAAAAAAAUUGUUGGGAGUCGUGUAUGGGUUCCAAUCAAAAAUCUGACGUUAUAUUCGUGUUUAGCGUCACCAAAAACAUACUAUUUCAUGUGUCACACGAACAAAACACUUUUUUGAACUUUCACCCCACGUGGGGAGGUGCUGGAGGCCGUAGAUGGGGUCCAAUCAAAAAUCUGACCUCAUAUUCAUGUUCAGGAUCAACAAAAACAUACAACUCGAUAUAUCACAUGCCCCAGUUUUUUUUUGAAAGUUUUACCCAAAUUGGGGGGGGGGUGGUCUGCAUGAUGAAAACAGUGGAAAUCAUCCCCUUUCUCAAAAAAAGAAAAAAAGGAAUAAAUAUUUUUACUUAAAAAAAAUCCAAUCUUGGAUUUGGUUCAUCUUUAUAUUCUUUAUAAGAAAAUCAUUACCUACCUGCGUAUUUAAUGCUUUCGAUUUGCCCUCCUCCCCACUUCCACGAUGAAGAUUUUUUCAUGUCAUUUUCGUAAAUGUUGAAGUGAUACUAACGUUAUCUCAAAUAAACUUUUCGCCCCAAAUUAUUACGAUAUCGUUGAUUUCAAGACUGAUGCACUUUUUCCUCGUGAAUCUUAGAAUAGACUAACUUACGCUAGUUGCAAACUAAUUCGCCAGAGGGCAUACUUUUGCUUUUAUUGGCGAAUGCAAGCACGAGUAGCCGAGUAGGUCGACGCGACUUGCAGACUUUCAGAUCAGAACUUACGUUGCAUUGUUUGUAAAAACUAAACAUUAAAAACGAAAAAAAAAAGGUCCCUUGCAUUAGUGCGAAUCGCGAAUUUAUUCUUUUCUCGUGAAUUGGCAUCGAUACAAAUUUCUGCGCGGCGUAUGUUCGUACUUUGUUCUUGUAUGAGAGAAGGAGGGGGGACGAAAAAGCAAAUAAAAAAAUAAUAAACGAAGAAAAUAGGCGACCGGAGAAAGAGAAAGGGAAAGAAAUUGGACGUCAGCGCCCAGCGCCGCGCUACAUUUACCAUUCCACCUUCAUCACCGCGAUCGUCUUCAUCGUGAUUAGCAGCAGUGGCGCGGCGCCGGCAAAUACUCGCAGUAGUUCAAGUCGUACAUAAAAAUAGAUCGCAAUGCUUCAACGUUGGCUGCUAAAGCACAAUCAUACCUAUUUUGGUACGAACCGUACUCGACAUUCGUUUAGUUUCAUCAAUCUGUAUUAUAAGAAACGUCGACGACUACUACGACGACUACGACGUCAACGUCGCGACACACAGCAGCGACAACGUUUAUUUACGAUUACGUACCUACGACCAGGACUCUGCGACUGCGACGAGUACUUUACGUCGCAGAAUUCGACAAUCGUCGUUUAUUCGCAUAUUAAUUGUAGUAAGUAGGUAGUGAUAAUAGGUAUCCGAAUCGCCGAAUUGAUUCGUCGCCGUGGUCGCGUUCUUCUCGCUUUUGUCGGUCAGUGUACUGUACAUAUUCGCAUGUCGCACCCUCCACCACAAAUGUCGCUUCGUCUUCUUCGACUCCUUUAUAUGCGUUGUGUUUGAUCGCCGUCAUCGCCGCUGCAGUUGAAAUAGUUGUAUUUUAAGCUAUCGUUAAUUUGCGAAGUUUCAAAUUGUGAUUUAUUUUCGAUUUUACCUUCUGAUUUGGUUUGGUUUGGACCUCGGACUGUCGCGAAUCGAUGUAUCUAUCGUAAUAGCAAUCGCAAUAACAAACGAUCAGAUCACACUCAAGCACAGUUAUGCUUCUGCGUCUUCGCACCUAUACCUAGGAACAUAAUCGCUCAUGAAAUCGGUAAUACUUCCAGCCAUAUCUUACAGCUUGCGGUGCUUUGUUUUUUUACAAACUGGUGACAAGUGAUUUCCAUUACCGUCGUCGCCUACAACGCAGCAAAAACCGUCAAAUAACGCGAUCGAAUCGGUAGAAGUAAAGGAAAAGUGCUGGUUCUUGGUCGUAGCAGCAGCAGCUGAAAUCCAACAUCGAUUACGCGAAUCAACGUUCACGAGAGCUUCGCAGGGACAUCAUCCGUAAGACCGUCACGUAACGCUAUGGCAACCACCGAUCCUGAUUCCGCCACUCAAAGGUGUUCAGAACCGAUGCAAGCGCCCACUGUUUCAGCCGCCGUCGCCGCCACCACCGAUCCGCAUUCGUAUACGCGAAAUCACGGCGAUCACAGCGGCGUGCCACUCGCUACGAUAUUACCGCAGCUGCAAUCGCAGUCGCAGCCGCAGUCACAAAGCGUACGAUGCGGCGAAAAUGUGACCACCGCCAUCGAAGACUCGGGAACCGAAUCCGGAGAAGACUUACGGCUGCUGAAUCCGCAGCUUCUGGACGAGGUGCGGGGAGCUUUGAACAAAUUAGAAAACGCAUUACCGGCGCUGGAUGCGGCCCGACGUACAUCUAUAAUUCCACUGGUUAAUAAACUGCAGUCUUGUUUGAAAGUAUCAGGUGGCGCCGGUGGAGGCGAAACGAGCAGCGCUAGCGCCGGCACCAGCCCUGUUCCGCAACAGUUGCUGUCCCCUAAACCAGCCACCAACGCCGGAACCGUUUCGGGGCGAAAUCGUAAAGCCAGACACACCAUCGGAGUCAGUCGAGAAGAACUGGACGACGCUCGUAAAUGGCUAGCAGUCGCUCAAAACGUUACAAAUCAAUUGGAUAACGAUAACGAUGAAGACGCUGCCGCCACAGCUACGUCAAGUUGCACACCGACGCCGUCACCAGCACCGGCGUCCAAGCCUAUGAAAUUCGAUUCGCCGAAUAGCACCAGUAAGGGGUAUAAACCGGUGAAAUUUACGCCGAUAACAAUGCAAUCGCCUGCAUCUGAUGCGCACCAGGUCAACGAAACGUUGACUAAAUCGAAAUCGAAAACGCAGCCGCAGCCUUCGUCAGCUCCUUUGUAUUGCACCAGCGACGAAGGCGACGUCUCCAGCGCAGGAGAGGAAACAAACGUAACCACUCCGGCAGCUACGAAUGCACCACCUUGGUUAUGCCAAUCGGCCAAUGAGCCUUUGUCGUCGUUCAAGAAAAUGACGCCGUCUCGUUUUCAGCGUAAGAACAGCAAAAGCACUCGUAUGAAACGGGCCAAUACCAUCGAUGUGCCGAAUCCGAGUGAUUCUUGGGCUUGGGGCGACGAUCAUCAAAAACGUUAUCACAACGACGCAGCUAUCAAGGUAACCACAGUGGCACCGGUGGUGGCAGCCGUCGGUGGCUGCCAACCUGUACCACCUACGCUGCAAUUGAAAACCGAAAACGAUAAAAAAUUCGCCGCAUUUCUACAGCAAACCAAACAAGAGGAGUCGCAGUCUCAUUCCAAAACGGUGGCGUACAAUCCAUCCGCAGCAGGUGGACUCCAGUGGAGCGCUCGUUUUUCCAACAUUAAGACUGCUUUUGAAAGCACCGAUUCGCCUACAACGCCUACGCCGACUCCGACACCAGCGUCAGCGGCAGCGGCAGCGUCUACAGUGGCCAAACCGAGUGCGUCUUUUUUCGAACCCAUACAUCGACCAACAUCUGCCACGUUACCACGUCACAGCUUUACUCAUGCUCAAAAGUCACCCUUCAAACCAGUCACGAAGGUGGCCCCAUUUCAUAUGCAUGCCCCAUCGUCACCCAUCGUAGUGGACUCGGCUGUUGCCCCCAGCAAGCCGAAAUCGUCGGCCUUUAAAAUGGGAUCAACGACUGCCCCAAGUGCUGACCAACCAGUUCAUGCUCCUAAGACAUACUACCCACCAGCGACAGCCUCUGAUGGCAAAAUCAGCCACUCUCAACGGUAUCCGGCCGACCGACAGCAUCAUCAUCCCCAUCAGCCUCAUUAUCCUCAUCCUCAACAUCUUCACUAUCCUCAUCCUCAUCAUCAGCAACAGCAGCAACCACACCAACAACACCAGCACCGACUUCCAUUUGGAGAUCCCCACAGCAAUGACAAUUCGCGCAAAAAACCGCUGACACCCAGCAUGUAUUACCCGAAACCCGAUUACUUCUUGAACGAGCCUAGUUCUUACAUUUCACAAAGCAACUGCAGCGGCAGCUCCAGUCAACCAUGCUCGCCUCGUCCCGCAUUUUUUGUAACUUCACCACCCAUUGAUUCCUUCAAUGUCUGCACUUCCAUUCCUUCGGCAUAUGGUGACCCCAACGCCGUUUACAGGUCUUUACCAACGUCACCAAAUAACGACAUGGUCGUUCAAACUCACCCAUCCACAACAGCAGAAAUGCAGCGUUUGCAUCAGAAUCAGAGUCAAAGUCAGAAUCGCGAUAUUCAUGCAUCAAUGGAAAUGCAAACGCAAACGCUGCCGCUACAGCAGCAGUGGAAUAAAUUCCGACAAACAGAUAAUUAUUCGGAAGAAUGCGCACCUGUUGCCAAAAUCAUGGGAAAACCUCAGCAGUCUGUAGCGACCGUAGUCAACAGUAAAACAACUUACCAUCAGCAGCAGCAGCCACAGCAGCACCAACAACAAAAGCAUCAGCAGCACCAACAACAACAGCCACUGCAGCACCAACAGCAGCACCAGCAACAAAAGCAUCAGCAUCAGCAGCACCAACAACAACAGCAACUGCAUCACCAACAGCAGCAACACCAACACCAACAAAAGUAUCAGCAGCAGCAGCAACAAAAGCAUCAGCAUCAGCAGCACCAACGACAACAGCAACUGCAGCACCAACAACAACAGCAACUGCAGCACCAACAGCAGCACCAACAAAAGUAUCAGCAGCAGCAGCAGCAUCAAAAGCAUCAGCAUCAGCAGCACCAACAACAACAGCAACUGCAGCACCAACAGCAUCAGCAGCAUCAACAGCAACAAAAUCAGCAUCAGCAGCAACGCCAACAACAACAGCAGCAACAUCACCAGUCCUCCAUACUAAAUACAUAUCAAAAAUUAGCGGAAAAAUCGCCCAGUUUGCAGAAUUUCACAAAAACCCAGCCAAAAACGUGGUCAUCCCAAAAAUCAUCUUCUUCGCCAUCGUUGCCAAAUGAGUCUCCGCAACCAUCCAAAAAACAAAUCAGAAUCGUAACGUUAAACGAAAGCGAAGAGAAUUUACCAGAGCAAUUUUUCGUCCAAAAUCAAAAGAAUAAAUUCGAAAGCAUGAGCCGAGCAGCUGACGGCAACUUGCGAGCGCCGGCAUCAACUUCGUGGUCGCAAGUCAACGAAAAAGCUUACUUUAAACCGCUGACGGUGGCUGCAGCACAUACCAAAGUUUCACCGACCAUUGUCGUGCAGCAGAGCAGAUCUCCGCCUCAAUCUCCUGUGAUUAUGCCGUCGGUGCUGCAGAAAUCUGAGUCUUGGCAUCAGAUGAUUAUGGAAAAAAUGAAACAAGCCAAGCCGCCGUCUCCGAUUCGGCAAAAUAUACCGAGAGCCAAAUCUACACAUAAUUUGAGCUGCAUGCCCAAGCAAUAUGAACCAGCCUUCAGUGCCCAAGAUAUCUCUGUUAAACAGCAGACUGUCGAGCAGUUUUUGAAUAAAGAUAAGCGAUCGAGGUCGCAAACGCAGAAGCAGACGAUGAUGUAUACGGCGACAGGUAGCGCUUCUGGCAUAUCCACGCAUUCUGGAACUUCUCAGGUCAAAGUUGACAAGCUGAAUGAAGAUUUUAAACACGUGGACGAAGCUUUCGAGAUACUUUUCGAAGAGGCUAGUGGCAGAAUCGCCAAUCACUAGGUCGAGUACAUACCUAUCUACCUAAUACGUACUUACAGGGUGCGCUAAAAUAUCGAGUACGUUGAAGAAUGUUCUUUAUCAAAAUACCUAUAGGUUGGCAAUGUGAAAUAGAUACAUAUGAUUGGUGGAAUAUUAUCCCCUCAUGUGCUAUAAUUAUUAUCAUUUGCUGUGACCUACCUUAAGAUUUAGCAGAAAUUUUUUUUAGGGUACUCGAUAUUUUUGCACACCCUGUAUAUGUAUCGGAUCUAUGCAGCGCACUUCGCCUUAGCAUACAGUAUUUUAGUUCGCACCUGUACCUACCUACCUAUCUACCUAACCACCCUAAACUGGACACUCGACUCGAUUCGAUAUUUGUCGCUGCUCUUAAAUUUAUCAUCAUAAUUGCAAUUGCAAAUUAACCAUUACCUACCUGUGAUGAAUUGGCUGUGAUUCUGUGAUACCUACCUACAAAAUAUACUUCUACAAUUGAAUAAGAAUGAAUGUGACGCAUUACGUGACACGCUACUGUGACUGCGACCAAAACCUACCCAGCUAAGGGGUAUCAUAGUUACCUACCUACUUGUUACCAUGCAGUAAAUUGCGGAAUUUCUUCGGCGGCGGGGCGGUGCGGUGUCAACGCAGUCAUUCACCACCGUCAGAUACAAAAAUUUGUGAUACAAGCUACAAUUCACAACCAAAGCUCGACAGACUCCAAGACUCAUUUCUAGAUGCUAGUUUACUUUUCACCUUUACAUAGAAGUGUAUGGAACCAUAUUCGGCAGAAAGAGUUGAUGCGUCGUUGUCGCUGACAACCUUUGAAACUCGCCGGCAACAGGCUGAAAGCCAGGUCACUUCCAUUUCAACCAAACAAGGAAGUACUCCGUUGUCUCGUUACGGUAUCGUAGACAUCUUCUACAUCGUUAUGAAAUGUAAAUGAACGGCGAACAUCGCUAUCUGUAAAUAAGUUCGAUUGUGAAGAAAGACGGUACUAAUGUAAUGGCAUCUGUUCCAUACCUGAGAAACGUGCUGCUGGAUAAAUCAAAACGAAACGUUUUAUUUGAAUCGACAUUGCUUGCGAAAUUGCUAUCGAUUUCAACAUCCUCGCUCUACAUAAUCUUGCAUCAUGUUCGUAUUGUUUUCUGCUUCCCAUCUAUCGAUGGUAGCUAUUGCCGAUGCUCUAGAACCAUUAGCAAAUAAUUUAGAUUUAUUCGAUCAAGUAUUAUGUUUCCAAUACGCUGCCAUUGAAAGAGGCACCGCAGUUGCUCAACAAGCUGAAAUUUUUGCUUCGUACCUAUUUCGUCAAAACGCCAGAAAGAAUUUAACGCGGAUGAGAAUCACUUCACCAUUUAGAUAAUCACGAAGCAAAAAAGUAGCAUAAAUAAUACAAAAUUUUGUUGAAAAAUAAAUGCAUUAUCACAAUA